Messenger RNA from Ochotona curzoniae (black-lipped pika), 3351 nucleotides. RefSeq names its product membrane bound O-acyltransferase domain containing 2 (gene MBOAT2). Gene Ontology annotation, molecular function: acyltransferase activity. The transcript has 13 exons. Gene Ontology annotation, cellular component: membrane. Bases 33 to 1595 code for a protein of 520 amino acids. The record is from RefSeq and is a predicted model, not a curated record. NCBI's taxonomy places the organism in Eukaryota, Metazoa, Chordata, Mammalia, Lagomorpha, Ochotonidae. Gene Ontology annotation, biological process: lipid modification.
UCGCGUCGCCGGGCGCAGCGCGAGGCCCGGCCAUGGCCACCACCAGCACCACGGGCUCCACCCUGCUGCAGCCGCUCAGCAACGCCAUGCAGCUGCCCAUCGACCAGGUCAACUUUGUAGUGUGCCAACUCUUUGCCUUGCUCGCAGCCGUUUGGUUUCGAACUUACCUACAUGCAAGCAGAACUAGCUCUUUCAUCAGACAUGGAAUUGCCACUCUUCUGGGCCUCUACCUGGCACUCUUUUGCUUUGGAUGGUAUGCCUUACACUUCCUGGUACAAAGUGGAGUCUCCUACUGCAUCAUGAUCAUCAUCGGCGUGGAAAGCAUGCACAAAUAUUGUUUUGUGUUUGCUUUGGGAUACCUCACAGUGUGCCAAAUUACUAGAGUCUAUAUCUUUGAUUAUGGACAAUAUUCGGCUGAUUUUUCAGGCCCCAUGAUGAUCAUUACGCAGAAGAUCACCAGCCUGGCCUACGAGAUCCAUGACGGGAUGUUCCGGAAGGAUGAGGAGCUGACGCCGUCGCAGAGAGGGUUAGCUGUAAGGCGCAUGCCUAGCCUGCUGGAGUACCUGAGUUACAACUGCAACUUCAUGGGCAUCCUGGCGGGUCCGCUGUGUUCUUACAAGGACUACAUCACCUUCAUCGAGGGCAGAUCCUACGAGGUGGUACAGCCCGGUGAGAACGGCAAGGCGCAGGGGCAGAGCGAGAGGACCGAGCCAUCUCCCACCGGCGCCGUCAUCCAGAAGCUUGUGGUCUGUGGCCUGUCCCUGCUGUUUCACCUGACCGUCUCCAAGAUGCUGCCCGUGGAAUACAACAUCAACGAGCACUUCCAGGCCACAGCGUCGUGGCCAGCAAGGGUCACCUAUCUGUAUGUGUCGCUUCUGGCCGCCAGACCCAAAUACUAUUUUGCUUGGACGUUAGCUGAUGCUAUUAAUAAUGCUGCCGGCUUUGGUUUCAGAGGAUAUGACAGAAACGGAGCAGCUCGCUGGGACUUAAUUUCCAAUUUGAGAAUUCAGCAGAUAGAGAUGUCAACAAGUUUCAAGAUGUUUCUGGAUAAUUGGAAUAUUCAGACAGCUCUUUGGCUCAAAAGGGUGUGUUAUGAACGAGCCUCCUUCAGCCCAACUAUACAGACGUUCUUUCUCUCUGCCAUUUGGCACGGGGUGUACCCGGGAUAUUACCUCACGUUUCUCACAGGGGUGCUGAUGACACUCGCAGCCCGCACUAUGAGAAGUAACUUCCGACAUCAUUUCAUCGAACCGCCGCAGCUGAAGUUAUUUUAUGAUGUGAUAACGUGGCUAGUCACCCAAAUAGCAAUAAGUUACACAGUCGUGCCGUUUGUACUUCUUUCUAUAAAACCGUCAUUCACAUUUUACAGCUCCUGGUAUUACUGCCUUCACGUCGGUAGUAUCUUAGUAUUGUUGUUGUUACCAGCAAAAAAAUCCCAAAGAGGGAAGAGUGCACAAGGAGACACUCCACUCUCACGUUCCAAAAAGUUCGAUGACAGUGAAAACUCUUUGGGACAGAACAGUCUUCCCGCCACCAUCAGUGUUUGUAGUCGGAGAACAGGAGCCGCGUCCAGACAUCCGCUGCUGCAGCAGUGACACGGAGCCCGCCGGUGGCCACAGUGUGGGAGCAGACGCCUGACCUGUCGCAGGAGAGAGACUGGGGGUGGGGACAGUGUGGUUGUAGAGAGGAGACUUCUGGGUGAGCCCCACAGGGAGCGGGGGAAGCAGCCUUUCCCUUCCCGCGUGUCCCGGCAGCCAGGCCGUAGCUGAAGUCCUUCCCUGAUGCGCUGGGGCGUCCUCACAACGCCCCUGUCCACCGAAUGUCCUUGCACCCCCAAGGCACCACAGAGAUGGACGAAUCCUCGUGCUGGCCUGGAUCCAGAUUGGGGGAAACUAAUUUUUCCACACGAGUGUCUUGCCUUAACCCCUUCUCUUUCCUGAAAUCUUGUUCCUGCGUGGCCGUUUCAGCUGUACCGUUGCGAGAACACGGAGUAUCCACUGUUGAGUGCUGGAAAGGAACUCCAGGGGGCUUGGGAAUGGGAAGCUGGGGGUUGUGAUACUUGAAAACCUGCAAUAAACAUCUCAGUGUUUGAGGAGGGGCCUUCUCAAGGCGUCCCCAGUGAGCAGCUGGGAUGUGGACUUUGUCCCCUGUGUUGGCAGGGUGUCCUGCAGGUGGACACUAGGAAGUGAAUUCUAGGUCAGCGAUGUGCUGUGCUUAAGUAACACAGGAAGAUGCCUGAGGAGGCUGGGGCUGCAGAAAGCAUAGGUGGUCCAGAGCUAGCACGGGGCAGGGAGACACUGCCCGCCCGCUGCAUUGGAGUUCUGGGGUUACACUGGGACCUGUUAGCUUCACAACUUGUCAAUGCUUUAGACUUUUAUAAUUGAAAUUUAUCAAGGGUGAAUUACAUAGAGUUAGAUUCUAUGUGAGUGAUGGUGGUAGAUGGUUCGAAGUUCUGGAAGAGAAUCUCUAGGUACGGUUGCUGUCUGAUCCGUUUCUUCUCCCUGACACUAACUCACAUUUGGGACAGUUUCAGGGAAAUGAAAGCUAAGUCACAGAACCCGAACUUUCUUAGAGAGAGCUGUACUUUUUUUUUUUUCCUGAACUCUUCUCACAUUGAAACGUUGCUGUUGACUCUUGUGAAGACCAGUUCUAGAUCAGUCUGGCUGUUUUCUCCUGGUGAGCCUAGGCUUGCCGUGGCAGGCGUCUGCUUCAGCCUGCUGUGGUGCUGAGGCUGGAGCAGGGGAAGGCCUGGGCCGGGGUUCGAGGCCAGGCAGAGGUGCCGGCCCCGCCUCAGCCGAGCGGUCAGGCAUCACCCAUGGGAGAGGAGACACCAGGGCCUCCGACCUUUCUCUGUCACCUGACCAAUCUUGUGGGAUUUAUUUUCUUUUUGCCUUAAAUUCCUUUGUAGUGAAAUUCCAGUCACCUGUCCGUGAUGAGUCGUCGUCUUUGUUUUUGUGAAUGCUCCCGGUGCUGUUGGCUCUUAGCCAGCUGCAGAAACGGGGUUGAAUUCUGAUUGGGAGUUUCCCCGGUGACGGGGUUAAGGAGAGGAGGAGCAGCUAAGGAAGUCCUGUUUUCCCACUGGGAUGGAGCUGGCUGCGUGGAGAAGGAUGCUCCUCCUGGAGUGUCAGUCCCCACCCUGUAGUCGGGGCUGCUGAACUGCAUAUCUCGGCUCUGGUGGGAAACAUAGGCUGGGUUAACAGACAGGCCCGGCGUGUCCUAACGGAAAUCCAGAGACUGGAUGAGCACUUGUGGGACUUUUGCUCGUGGAGCCUGUCCAGCCACUUACAUAAUUUCUGUUACCUCAGUGUAUUUUUGUUUCUCAGCCAGUAAAUCCAGAUCGCUCACCUGUUC